UGCCUGACACAGACUCCGCUUCCUGGUUAUGGCAAUAUUAAUCCAGCUAACCCGGACGCACACUCCCAGUUGGUUUACCAUCAAAAAACAACUUUUCUCCACUUUUCGCAGACACGAAAAAACCAUCCGUCGCAGCAUGGCUUCGGACCCGUCGACAGGAGAGCCGACCCGGUUUGACUUUCUGGUGAUCGGCGGUGGGUCUGGAGGUCUGGCCGGGGCUCGGAGGGCGGCGGAGCUCGGAGCGAAAACCGCGGUGAUCGAGAAUCACAAACUCGGAGGUACCUGCGUCAAUGUAGGCUGUGUCCCAAAAAAGGUUAUGUGGAAUGCAGCAGUUCAUGCUGAGUAUCUCCAUGAUCACAGCGAUUAUGGUUUUGAUGUUGAAAAUGUUCGCUUCAGUUGGGAAACUCUGAAGGCCAAAAGAGAUGCUUAUGUCAGUCACCUCAACCGCAUUUAUCGCAACAAUCUUGACAAGGCAAAAAUCCAAACAAUUCAUGGUCAUGCCACAUUUACAAAUGAUCCUGAACCUACUGUGGAGGUCAAUGGAAGAAAAUAUACAGCACCACACAUCCUCAUUGCCACUGGAGGGCAGCCUUCAGUCUUGAGUGAUGCUGAAGUACCGGGGGCUCAUCUGGGCAUCACCAGUGACGGCUUCUUUGAACUUGAAAGACUCCCAAAGCGCAGUGUCAUUGUCGGUGCCGGUUACAUUGCAGUGGAAAUGGCAGGCAUUCUGUCCACUCUUGGAUCCAAAACAUCCCUCGUUAUUCGGCAGACAGGAGUACUGAGGAACUUCGACGCCUUCAUAAGUACAAACUGCACCAAAGAACUACAAAACACUGGUGUAGAUUUGUGGAAAAAUUCUCAGGUGACAUCUGUGAGUAAAAAAGACAGUGGUCUGGAGGUGACGAUUGUCACUAAAGACCCAGAGAAGAAAAAUGAUGAGGAGAAGAUCAGCACCAUUCAGGAAGUGGACUGUCUUCUGUGGGCUAUCGGCAGACAGCCUAACACCUCUGGACUGAACCUCACAGAGCUGGGUGUGGAUACAGAUGAAAGAGGCCAUAUUGUGGUGGAUGAGUUUCAGAACACAAGCCGAUCAGGAAUCUACGCAGUUGGAGAUGUUUGUGGGAAAGCACUGCUCACACCCGUUGCCAUCGCUGCAGGGAGAAAGCUGGCACACAGACUGUUCGAGAACAAAAAGGACUCCAAGUUAGACUACUCCAGUAUUCCCACAGUGGUGUUCAGCCACCCACCCAUCGGAACAGUCGGUCUCACAGAAGAGGAAGCAGUUAAAUUAAAAGGGAAGGAGAAUGUGAAGAUCUACAAGACAUCUUUCACUCCAAUGUAUUAUGCACUCACAACCAGGAAGAGUCCAUGCAUUAUGAAGCUGGUGUGUGUGGGCAAAGAGGAGACGGUGAUGGGUCUGCACAUGCAGGGUCUGGGCUGUGAUGAGAUGCUCCAGGGCUUUGCUGUGGCCAUUAAGAUGGGGGCAACCAAAGCAGAUUUUGACAGGACUGUCGCUAUUCACCCCACCUCAUCUGAGGAGUUUGUCACGAUGCGUUAAUGUUGAAGAAUAUUAUUCCUUUGCUUCCCUAUAUGACAAUCAACCCCAUUGAAAUAUUACCAGCAUACUUCUUUUAUUUUUCUCAUAUAAGUGCCCUUGACUGUGCACAGUGUUUCAUUUUUCUAAGUUUUACCUAAAUGGACCAAGAUUAGGUUAUGACGUUCUGAAAGUGUACUGUAGAUCCUGAUGAUUGAUUUAAAUAUUCUAGAUUACGUUGUAAUGAUUGUGAGAUGGAAGUGAUGGAUCUGCAGGACUUGUCAGGUGAUUGUACGAGAAGCCAAAAGUCCCCUCUCCUACUGUAUGUGUUUGAUCACUGUUUGGUGUGUGUGUGUUUGGUUAGCUGAUCUGUCGUUUGUCACAUUAAUUUACAAACACUCAUUCUCCUUAAGAUGCAUUUUCACUACCAGUGUAGGAAUCAUAAUAUAUCUAUUGUACUGUUAUAAAAUUUCACAAUAAACCUGCAAGUUUUUUCUUACUGU
Messenger RNA from Sphaeramia orbicularis (orbiculate cardinalfish), 2037 nucleotides. RefSeq names its product glutathione reductase (gene gsr). NCBI's taxonomy places the organism in Eukaryota, Metazoa, Chordata, Actinopteri, Kurtiformes, Apogonidae. Gene Ontology annotation, cellular component: cytosol; mitochondrion. The record is from RefSeq and is a predicted model, not a curated record. The transcript is spliced from 12 exons. Gene Ontology annotation, molecular function: flavin adenine dinucleotide binding; NADP binding; glutathione-disulfide reductase (NADPH) activity. Gene Ontology annotation, biological process: cell redox homeostasis; cellular response to oxidative stress; glutathione metabolic process. Bases 29 to 1558 code for a protein of 509 amino acids.